Guyanagaster necrorhizus is the source of this 1485-nucleotide messenger RNA. RefSeq lists its product as uncharacterized. The record is from RefSeq and is a predicted model, not a curated record. Lineage: Eukaryota; Fungi; Basidiomycota; Agaricomycetes; Agaricales; Physalacriaceae. The transcript is spliced from 3 exons. The coding region runs from base 108 to 1331 and encodes 407 amino acids.
GUUGCUCAAUUCCACCAACACCGGACAUCGUGGUCUUCGGACGAGGAUGCGAGAUUCACCUUUAAAGCCCAUGCUCGUCUUUUGCUUUUUGCUCAUUCUCCACCAUCAUGUCCUGGCACGACCUUCCCACUGAAAUGCACCUCGCCAUCCUCGACGUUCUCGACUACGAGCAAGUCAGAGCUCUCUCCACCGUCGACAGAACUACCUACGAAGCUUGUGUUCCGUCUUUGUUCAAGUCAGUCACAUUGAAUACUCAUGAUGCUCUCGAACAAUUCCUCGAAAACGUCCCCAAGGACUACUGCAGAUACAUCCAGUCCAUCCAAGUCGAUCUCAAGCGUCAGGAUUUCAAUCGCAGCGGAAGAAAGGAGCGAACCAAUAGUCUAAUAUCCCUUCUUCAAGCUUGCCUCCGGUUGGUUGCACUGGACGUACGAAAUGCAGGGUAUCUUCACCCGGAUAUUCUAUCCUGUGUGCUUCCCUCCUUAAGGAGCCUCGUACUGAGCCAUUGGGAUCCUGAGGAAAUGAUGCCAUUGAGUGAACGCCUUGUUGUUUCAUUUGCUGCAUCACUUCCGCUGUUGAACCAUCUUUCUAUUAGUGGUGCUACACGAAGUACACUACAUGCCCCGGACCUCGUUGGUGUCUACCCACCUGUCCCUCUUGUCGUUGGAGACAGUGAUAUACCUGCUCAUCCCAUCUUUGGAAACGACUUGAAUCUCCCCAGUCUGCUCAGACUCACUGGGCUGCGCACCCUCAGCAUUAAAGACACCCACCUCGGAGAUGCACGCUGGGACACGGAGCAAGUGUGCUGCCAAUUAGAGCGUGUCGAUUUGAUGGGCUGCUGCGAGGAAGGAUGGACAGAACGUAUCAUGGCUCGUGUGGGCCGUACCGUUGGCGAAUUCGGCUUAAGCGUUCCGGUCAAACCAGCAAGCGUCAAAGGCUUGGCGUCCUUGAAGAAGCUGCGCAUUGGGGAAUAUUUCCCCGUCGACGACGUAGCUGAAACGCUUGGGGUCUUCGCAGGCAGCCCCAUUGAACGUGUCGAAAUGGAAUGCUUCGAGGAAGACGUAGUGGAUGUAUGUACGGAGCUAGAGGGAUGGUUGCGCCGCAGGGGAGAGGGCCUUUGGCAGAGACUUGAACGUGUGGAUGUCAACGUUCUUGAAAGCUCGGACGACGACGACGAAGAAGAGAAGAAGAAGGAGGCCAUGGGGAAACUUAUGAGAAUAUGCGGCGAGUUGAGGGUUAAAAGCCGCAUUAGCGGGCAGCGCAAUGGGAAGCAGCGGAUCUUCUCAGAGAACAUGAGAUGGCCAGAUGGACGAGUUCGAGCCAACACCGUCUAAUCAUCUCACACCGCGUUACUCUAUUAUCGGGACUUUAGUUGGACUAGGUUACUGGGUAUCUUUAUUCCUUUCAUAUUCUAAUAUGUACCAAUAUCUAUCCGCGAAAUAUACCUAGCAGAUAUCUUCAAUUCUCGUCUAAAGACUUCUAACGCGG